Molecule: messenger RNA, 4104 nt
Organism: Xenopus laevis (African clawed frog)
Lineage: Eukaryota; Metazoa; Chordata; Amphibia; Anura; Pipidae
Product: mitoferrin-2-like
Exons: 3
Coding region: 1810-2430 (206 amino acids)
Source: RefSeq, a predicted model, not a curated record
CAUUAUGGCAGGGGGAAGGCAGUUCGGGAAAAUUGUUGCCCCGCAGAAGAGGCGAUUAGUCGCCAGGUGAUUAAAUCUCCCAGAAUCUGCCCGUGUGCCAUAAUAUGUAAUCAGGGAAAAUAACAUGUUAGCCAUUAAGUGCUUAAUUUUUCUUUUGACUUUAUCUGGUGUGUGUUUAGGAAUAGUUGCACUAAAAAAUGAAGUGUUAUAAAGUAAUGAAAAUAUCUUGCACAGUUUCCCUGCUCUGGCAAAACUGAUCUGUUUGCAUCAGAAACACUACUAUAGUUCAUAUAAACCAGCUGCUGUGUAGCCAUGGAGGAAACUAAUGUUGUUAUUAUGUUCUACAGAGCUUAUCUGCUGUGUAACCUAAGUCUUUUAUCUUUUAAAUGGCUGCCCCCAUUGCUACACAGCAGCUUAUUUAUAUAAACAAUUGCAGUGUUUCUGAAGCAGAUCAGUUUUACCAGUGCAGGGCAACACUGCAUUAUAUUUUUAUUACUUUAAAAUAUAAUUUUUUUGAUGUUACUGUUCCUUAAAGGUGGGCCACUGGAUACUGUACAUAGUCAUACACCUUUUGUACUGUUCUGUUUGGAACAAUUACCUGAAUUAUCUGAAGUGAGCAGGAGCUGCAGAAUGCGGACGCUUUUUGCUUCACUGCUAGCUAACCAGUGUAGGUUUUCCACAAUAAUCCUCAAUCUAAUAGGAUCACAGGAUUAGUGAAUCCGACAUUCCCCUGACUGGCCAUAUAUGGUUGGGCAGUAUGGUAAAAUUGUCCAUACGGCUCUACCAUAAAUAGGCAUGUACGCCCAAAUUCAUAUAUAUUUAUAAGACUAUUCCUUAUGUUUAUCCCCCUUUUCUGUAAAGAAAACUUGCCAAUGUUAUCUUGCAAUUCUCCCUUCUUCUCUAUGUAGAGCAGCACUUGUCCUGUCCAAGCUGAAACUGGCCACUUACAUUUAUUUAGAUCUUACAGUAAAAAACUGGAUUGCAAAGUCCUUGAGCACUUUGCUUGGACCAAUUUUACUUAAAAACAAAUCUUACUGCUGGAGUGUUUGUGACCCCUAUAAACUUUUAGUUCCUAGUCACUUCUACGGUCUGGAUAUUUGAAUGAAGAAUAGGAGAGUGCCAGAAUACAGAUGAGCACCCCCCCCCACCCCCAAAAAAAUCUGGCCUUAAAUCCUUUUUUUCUGUCGGUUGGGGACCCUAAAAAACUGAUUUUAUUGUAGUUAAACGUGCAGGAAUUAGUUAUAGGUAUAAUCAUAUAUAUUAACCAAUCAAUAAGUCAUAUUUGUCAACAAAUAGCUGGGUUACUUCACCUUAAGACACUUAACCUGCAGCAGACUAUGCUUUUGGAGGAUGUAUGUGCUAAACUUUUGUUUUUUUGAAUGACAUCCAAAGCUGUAGGGCACACUAAGUAGUGGUGGUGGUUUUUUUUUCUUUAAAAAGAGAAGGAAAGCCAGUCUGCUACAUUGACAGGUCCAAAAUGGGCCUGUUGGGAAGUACACGGAGCAGAGAUAUGCACAAAAAUGUGAAUGUAUGCAUUAUCUUGCCACCCUCUGCUCCAUGUAGCUCUCCAAAAGGUGUCGGCAGGCCUGUCAAUGGGAGUGUUCAUCUAAAAGCGGGUCCCCUUCCCUCCUGCAAAAAUAAAAGCCUGGAUGUGCCCUUGCCCCAACCGUUACAACUUCAUGUUGCAGUAUAUAACACCUCCCAGUGGUUAGGCAUAUUACAGUCACGCAAGAUAUGUAAGACUUUAAGGCUAUGUAAAGAGCAGUGAAGACAUCUGUAGCACCAAGUCUUAUCUGGAUAAAACAAAACAUGUUGGUAGCCAUUUCAGUGCAGCACAUGCUUUGGGGAGCAGGGGCAGCCGGAUGUGUUGCAACGCUGUUACAUGAUGCAGCAAUGAAUCCUGCUGAAGUGAUAAAGCAGAGGAUGCAGAUGUACAAUUCACCCUAUCGCAAAGUGACGGACUGUAUGAGGGCGGUGUGGCAAACUGAGGGUGCUGGUGCCUUUUACAGAAGCUACACAACCCAACUGACUAUGAAUAUCCCCUUCCAGGCCAUCCACUUCAUGACCUACGAGUUCCUGCAGGAGCACUUAAAUCCUUACAGACAAUACAACCCAACCUCCCACAUGCUCUCUGGAGCCUGUGCUGGAGCCGUGGCUGCUGCUGCCACGACUCCACUGGAUGUUUGCAAGACCUUGCUCAACACACAGGAAUCUCUGGCUUUGAAUUCCUCUAACAUAAGUGGACAUAUCACAGGCAUGGCUAAUGCCAUCAGGACGGUUUACAAAGUGGGUGGGAUUACUGCCUACUUCCGAGGGGUUCAGGCCAGGGUAAUCUAUCAAGUGCCCUCCACAGCCAUUGCAUGGUCUGUGUAUGAGUUCUUUAAAUACUUCAUCACUAAACAACAGGAGAAAAGGAGGGCUGGGCACUGAUGCACGCUCUAUACCGACCCUCCAGGCAUAGUUAACAACUUGUUCCAGCCUGUGACUUGCCUUUCUUUUAAUGUUUGUAAUAUAUCUGUUCUUAGCGUGGGAUCUCUAACCUGUUCUGCUGGUCCUAUUUGGCUUACGGAACAAAGGAAAGAGCCCAAGCCAUCUGGCGAGUCCUUACAGCGCCAGCUUCUCGGUGGGUUUAAAUGUAGAUUUUAGCUCCUACUACAGGUCCAAAGCUUUAUUUAAUUGGCAUCUUUAAAAAUGAGGGUUACUUAAGCAAACAGCCGGUCUACAUGUAGUAACUGCCUUGCCUUUAGAUCGGGUGGCUUUAAUUUGUACUGUAAUAUUACAUUGCUGGUAAUAUUAACCUGAGUUUGCAAUUUUGUGGUCUAACUGUAAUUGGAUACAGGUUACCAGAUGCGCAAUUUACCACUGAAUAGGCAUGGCUGGAAGUUUAACUUUGCCUGGAGUUUAGCUCUCUCUCUCGGUGUGCUGUAUUACCUUUGUGCUUCUGUUUUAAAAGGUUUCACUGUUACUGCGGUUUUCAAAAUGGGCACUUGGAAGUCCAGUCUUUCCUAAGCUUACCCACUCUCCGAUGUUUACCAUUGUUCUGUCUUUACCAAAGCCUAUUGGUAGUUUGUCCUGAGACAUGAAACAUUUAGGCCGUUGUCCGCACGCACAUGCUUAAAGCACUUACACCACGUUGGUGGCUGGGGACAUAUUUGUUUCUUAUUCCUAAGAAAUAGGGUGGGGAAUAAUGUAUAUUUUUGACCCAUCCCACUUCUACGUCUUAUUUACUAAGGCUUCUUAUAUUUGCUUUCAGUUUUUCUAAUAUGCAGAACCCAAACAUGUAUCCGAAAGAGAAAACAAAAAUCUGCUGCUAAAGUCCUACAUGAGGGGGACCUGUCUGACCCUUAAAUUAGUGUCACAUUGAUGAGAAGCUUUCUAAAAAGUAUGUGGACCAUGAAGUGAUGAUUUUGUAAAGGAACAAAAGUCUGGAAAGUGGAAUUGUUUGUUCUACAGUGGGUAGUUUGCCAAAUUUGUAUUGAACAGUUUAUGAAGCAUGCAAUCCAAACUGACGUGUUUGCUUGUAAACCUGCUCGCCAUUGCUCUGUUUUGCCUACAUCAGUGUCUUGUUUUGUUUUAAAAUGAGUCCGAUAAUUGUGCAGAUAUUGCACACCCAAUGUUUGCUCAUCUGAGGAGGCUUUUGAAUUUGUGAAAACCUCUACAAUAAGAAUGUACCUAAACACACUGGUAGCUUUAAACAAGAGUAAUGAGCCAGUUGCAAGGUUUUUUUGCAAGUCAAAUGUCUUUCUAAUUGAUGGGCUAACGUGAUCUGUGGCCAUCCUGGUAUUUUUUUUUCAUGUCUUUCUGCUCCUGUUGUAAAUUUGAUUACCAACUAAAAUGGCAACUUUCCUCUUUCUGAAUCAGGUACAAUGUAGGCCAGACACUUUUCUGUGAAUUUACUAACUGGUUCUGUCUGUUACUAGUGGUUUACCCAAGUCUAAACCUGUAAGCACCUGGUCCAGAUAACCAAUUAAAAAGAGAGGCACUAAUUGCUGUGGGUGUCUGACUUGUCAUCAUCUCCAAACUUCCUUUCUCUUCAUCUGUGUUUCCAAAUGUAUGCUCCCCUCAUUGAAGGCCAAUCGGGUGGAAAUAAAGACUGGGAAGUGA